Messenger RNA from Pongo pygmaeus (Bornean orangutan), 843 nucleotides. RefSeq names its product protein phosphatase 1 regulatory inhibitor subunit 14D (gene PPP1R14D). The transcript has 5 exons. Gene Ontology annotation, molecular function: protein serine/threonine phosphatase inhibitor activity. Gene Ontology annotation, biological process: regulation of phosphorylation. Lineage: Eukaryota; Metazoa; Chordata; Mammalia; Primates; Hominidae. The record is from RefSeq and is a predicted model, not a curated record. Bases 54 to 656 code for a protein of 200 amino acids. Gene Ontology annotation, cellular component: cytoplasm.
CUGUGCUCUGAACUGGCAGUUUUUCCCAGCUCCUUGCCCAGACCAAUCCUUCCAUGCUGUCUUCAAGCCCUGCUUCCUGCACAUCUCCCAGCCCAGACGGGGAGAACCCAUGUAAGAAGGUCCACUGGGCUUCUGGGAGGAGGAGGACAUCAUCCACAGACUCAGAGUCCAAGUCCCACCCGGACUCCUCCAAGAUACCCAGGUCCCGGAGACCCAGCCGCCUGACAGUGAAGUAUGACCGGGGCCAGCUCCAGCGCUGGCUGGAGAUGGAGCAGUGGGUGGAUGCUCAAGUUCAGGAGCUCUUCCAGAGUCUUGCUCUGUCACCCAGGCUGGAGUGCAGUGGUGCGAUCCAUUCUCUGCAACUUCUGCCUCCCGGGUUCAAUCGAUUCUCCUGCCUCAGCUCCCGGAGUAGCUGGGAUUACGGGAUCAAGCAACCCCUUCUGAGCCUGAGAUUGACCUGGAAGCUCUCAUGGAUCUAUCCACAGAGGAGCAGAAGACUCAACUGGAGGCCAUUCUCAGGAACUGCCCCCGCCCCACAGAGACUUUUAUCUCUGAGCUGCUCAGUCAACUCAAGAAACUCCGGAGACUCAGCCGGCCUCAGAAAUAAGCCUGAGAGACCAUCUUUAGCAGCCUCAGCACUGCCAGGCCUGCCCUGAAACUCCAGAUCCUGGCUAAGAAGGAAACAGCUCCUUGGGACACAAACAAGAAAUGUGGACAAGGAGGGACAUUUGCAUACUCCUACUGUCUGUGCAGUCACAGCUAGUUUCUGUCAGCUGGGCUCUCUGGGAGAGAGCUGGCUGUUGUCCAGUGCCUUCCUUGGCAGCCAAGUGGAUAAAACCUUUA